Molecule: messenger RNA, 717 nt
Organism: Camelina sativa (false flax)
Lineage: Eukaryota; Viridiplantae; Streptophyta; Magnoliopsida; Brassicales; Brassicaceae
Source: RefSeq, a predicted model, not a curated record
AGACAUUCAGCUCACUACCCUGUUUCAACUUUCAGAGCCAAUAAUAAAGUCAUCAGGACUCAGGAGAGGCUUGCGCGGAUGGAAACACAAGGCAAAGUAAUCACUUGCAAAGCUGCUGUGGCAUGGGGAGCUGGAGAAGCUCUAGUGAUGGAAGAUGUAAAAGUAGAUCCUCCUCAGAGACUGGAAGUGAGACUUCGAAUCCUCUUCACUUCCAUCUGUCACACCGAUCUUAGCGCAUGGAAAGGCGAGAACGAGGCUCAACAAGCAUACCCUCGAAUCCUUGGCCAUGAGGCGGCAGGGAUAGUGGAGAGCGUAGGGGAAGGAGUGGAAGAGAUGAAGGCAGGUGAUCAUGUGCUCCCUAUUUUCACAGGAGAGUGCGGAGAGUGCAGAGUCUGCAAGCGAGACGGAGCCAAUCUGUGUGAGAGAUUCCGAGUGGAUCCGAUGAAGAAGGUGAUGGUAAGCGAUGGCAAGACCAGAUUCUUCACCAGCAAAGACAACAAACCCAUCUUCCAUUUCCUCAACACAUCCACCUUCUCUGAGUACACGGUCAUAGACUCGGCUUGCGUGCUCAAGGUGGACCCUCUGUUUCCUCUGGAGAAGAUAAGCCUCCUCAGUUGCGGUGUCUCCACUGGAGUGGGUGCGGCGUGGAAUGUGNCCCGGAGAACACAUUUAGUGACCCCAUUUGUCAAGAAAAUUGAAGGUGUUGUUACGUGUUAG